Eublepharis macularius is the source of this 4595-nucleotide messenger RNA. It is a transcript of the gene DNAJC27, whose product is annotated as DnaJ heat shock protein family (Hsp40) member C27. The transcript is spliced from 7 exons. Bases 127 to 939 code for a protein of 270 amino acids. Gene Ontology annotation, molecular function: GTP binding; GTPase activity. NCBI's taxonomy places the organism in Eukaryota, Metazoa, Chordata, Lepidosauria, Squamata, Eublepharidae. The record is from RefSeq and is a predicted model, not a curated record.
GUCAGGACCAUGGAAGCGGGUUAGCGGAGGAGAAGACCCGGGCGGGGGCUCUGGGCAGCGGCCUAGGUAGGCUUCUCUGAAUCGGGUCCAGCGUCUGCUAUACAAGCAGGCCCCCUCCACGCGGAGAUGGAGGCGAAGCGGAAGGAAACGCGCAAAUCUUUGAGAAUCAAAGUCAUCUCCAUGGGUAACGCGGAGGUUGGCAAGAGCUGCAUUAUAAAGCGAUACUGUGAGAAGAGAUUUGUGCCAAAGUACCUUGCAACAAUUGGCAUUGAUUAUGGUGUCACCAAAGUGCAGGUCCGGGACAGAGAAGUUAAAGUGAACAUCUUUGACAUGGCUGGGCACCCCUUCUUCUAUGAGGUGCGCAAUGAAUUUUAUAAAGACACGCAAGGUGUGAUCCUAGUAUAUGAUGUUGGGCAGAAGGAGUCAUUUGAUGCCCUCGACUCAUGGCUUGCUGAGAUGAAGCAGGAACUCGGACCACAUGGAAACAUGGAAAACAUUGUGUUUGUUGUUUGUGCCAACAAGAUUGAUUGUGCCAAGCUCCGUUCUAUUGAUGAGAGUGAAGGGCGCCUGUGGGCAGAAAGCAGGGGCUUCCUUUAUUUUGAGACCUCAGCACAAACUGGAGAGGGAAUCAGUGAGAUGUUCCAGACCUUCUACUCUGCUAUUGUUGAUUUGUGUGAGAAUGGUGGAAAGCGCCCCACGUCCAGCAUGAGUGUCAGCUUUACCAAAGAGCAAGCAGACACCAUCCGGAGGAUCCGCAGUAGCAAGGACAGCUGGGACAUGCUGGGUGUUAAGCCAGGGGCUACAAGGGACGAGGUGAACAAGGCCUAUCGGAAGCUGGCAGUGCUGCUCCAUCCAGAUAAAUGCAUGGCUCCAGGCAGUGAGGAUGCCUUCAAAGCUGUUGUCAAUGCAAGGACUGCUUUGCUCAAAAACAUAAAGUAAAAGGGGAAAGGAAGGGAAGAGGCUUCCCCAAGAGCCAGUGAUCAAAGCCCUUCAAGGAGGGAUACCCCUCUUCCUGCUGAUCUUCCUAUCCAAACAAUAAGGGUUGACUCCUGUGUGUGUAAAGAUGGUGAGGAACAAAUAGGGGAAGUUCCCCUUACUGUGUGCACCUUGUUCAUUCCAAACUGUUCCCUCCACUUCUGCAACCAACUUGGUGCAAAUGGCGCCUCUGAGAUGGAUUCCUGAAUCUAUCUAAAUGCCUUGGCAGCUGUAAUGUCCGUUCUUUUCCCUUGCAGAGAAAUUUGCCUUGGAUUGGACUGAUUCUAAAAUAGAGGAAGUAUUUGUGGAAAGUUUUCUUUCUGUGGCAUCUCUGUGGUUUGUUAUCCUGGACUUGGUGCUCUAAAGUUUAACAGGACUUACUGCAGUGCUGGUGCUUCUUGGCCCUAUAUCUGGCAACUUCCCUUUCAAUUUGAAUUGCUUUUUGAGCACUCUUCCUCAACAAUUGGCCAGCAUCUGCAUUUCCUGUAACCAUUAGUGCAUAUGCUGGCUGUUGGUGGCCCUUUUCCAGCUAUUAUGGUCUCUUAUCUGCACUUUGGUGUGCAAGAAAACAUGGUAGCAGGAAAUGGACCUCUGGAAGCUACCAUAACUAGUAAGUGCAUAAGAGAGCAGAUCAAGAAAUAGACUGCUCCAUUUAUGGUUUUGAGUAAUACACCCCUAGGAGAUUCCAUGCUACAUGUUAUUUCUGCUUUGUUGGAGUGGAGAAUAUCCAGAAAUAUUCUCCCUUUCCACACAUUAGAGUUCUCAUACCCAGGCCUCAUUUAUGGUUUGUCUCCAGAAAUUCCUAAUGUAAACCAAACACUGAUCCUCAGCAGAUAAGGAAACCUUAUUCAGCUUGGAUUUAAAAAGCAUUUGACUUGGGGGAGGCAGGAUUUGAAAUCUCUCUGGUUACAUCCUCAUUUAUAUGUCAAGUUUAAAAUUGCGGGAAACAUGCUUCCCACUAAUUCUGUAAACAUUUGUGUGAUUUUUCUUGAAUAUCUAGGAAACAGGGUAAAUAGGUAAGCAGUGCUUCCCAAGUACAUCCUGAAAUUGGUGGUUUGCAGGAUCAGGAAGGACUGCCUCUUCAGUCUCUCAUUUGCCUGCAUCCCAGGCUCUGUUAGAGUUGAAAUCACCUGCUGUGGAGUUUCUCUAACAUAAGGUGUAAGUCCUUAAAAUAGGUAGGGGUUACUUACAGUGGACAUAAAUGACUGGAAUUUGGAGACAGAGUGAUGGAUGUGACAUUCCCACAGUGCUUUGUGGCACUGCUAACAUUCUCCCUGAUUAUUACUGUUAAUAAGAUUUCACAAUGUAGCUCAGUAUAAAGGAGGCAACAGGUGGGUGGGUUGGGUUAGGUUAGGUGACGUGCCAAAAAGAUUCUCUCCCCAAGGUAUGGGGGGGAAGGGAGCAGGUGGCAAUCCCAACUCUGAGAUGUCUUUUGACCUCAUUAGGAGUUAAGUCUUAUUUGUGAAUAUAUGUGUAAUUUUAUCAUAGUCAACUGGUCACAUGUAAUGUAGUAAUUACAGAAAACUUGUGUUUGGAACUCUCUUGCUGCUAACUAGUUUUGCCAGUGGGAACGUAAGGGGGGAAUCAUUAUUUUCCUCCUCCAGUUAUUUCAUUGCUACUUGAACAAACAUCAGAACAUGUGAGGGGUGGGGGUGGGUCCCUCUCCUCUUGCUCAUGAACUUCUGCUGGGUCCCUCUCCUCUUGCUCAUGAACUUGUGCUAUUUCCUUUUCUCCUAUCCCCUAAGAGACUUAACGGAUAUGGUGUAGGAGAGAGGGACUCGCAACUGUGAGCGUUUGGGGUGUAUGCCAUUUCUUACAGGACAGGGUUGGAUUUGCUGCCUCUCCUGUGUAACUGUUCGUGGAGUGACUUUGUACCUGCAAGCUUCACACAUCACUUUCAGCAUAAUCAGGAGACUACCAAAUGGUCUAAAUCAGGUAAGGCUUAAAGAUUUUCCCUCUGCAGCCCUGCUUCCUAGCACUUUUCUGAGAUGGACAGAGGUGAACCCUGCAAGGUUGCACGUACAGGCAAAUGUUAACCCCUGCAAUGCAAACUGUUUAGCUUUUGAUUAAAAUUCCCUGGGGGGCGGGGAGAGACCUCUCCCACCAGCAAAAAUGAAUCUUUGCAAUGUAUGUAUAAAUAUAUGUUGAUCCAGAUGUGCACUUUAAACACUGAUCUCCCAUCUCCUUCCCUGUGGGCAGUGGUUUUUAUGCUUGUAGACUCCAGCCCAUCGCUAACAGCUCCCCCCCCCCCUCUUUGAAACUGAAACUUGGUCUUCAGACCAUUGUGAAUGCCUUGUAACGUAAAAUAUUUGUGACUUGAUGGUUGCUGUGUGUUCUUGCAUUUGCACUUUUUGCCUUCUGUGUCAUGCAUAUUCUGUUGCCUCGCUGAGGUCUGCCUUCUCCCUGGUGCCUGCAGACAUUACUUGCUGUGGACCUUUUACCUUCUUGCGCUCCCAUUCUCUGCCCAUUCUCUGUGCUGUCACAGCUUUCUAAUCCCUGCCUCCCAGACCUGUUGGAGGGCACUUUUGCUCUUAUUGUCAUUUACCACUGAGAAGGAUUGCCAUAGGCUCAGAGCCAAGUUCUGUGGUCUGUGUGCUUGGCUUCCCACUGUAAGUGAAGGGUUCCCCCAGGAAAAUAGUACCAGUAAACUAGCCUGUGUAUGUCUCUGGCAUAUUUCCAAUCUGUCAAUUUUUUUCCCACCUCAAGAGCUGUGAACUUAAGAAUGGAAAAGGUAAUUGGGUCAGCCCCAGUAGCGUGAAACUGACCAGGUGAGGAAGGGGGAGAUUAAAGUUGGCAUCUUUCCUCAUGCAAAAGAGAAUGUGAUUUUUCCUUGGACCUGUACUCAGAUUCUUUUUGUCCAUUACCUUUUGGAUCUCACAUGUCCAAGCUUUGCAGUUUCAUAUGCAAGUGUAUUGAAGCUACAACCAGUUCUCUCUUUGAAAACAAACCUCAGUCUUGCUGUGUAACAUGAAGUUACUGUAUUGAUGGCAAAACACCUGCUUGCCUAAACCAAACUAAUGUGCAGAGAUCAAAACAUCAGUGACACUGAUAUAGCUAGGCUGGAUCUUAUCCCUGUGAGUGUCUGAAUAGUGGUUUAUUGUUACAGGCUUGUGUGCUAGGCUGGACAUAUGGAAGGCCCGCUAAACCAGUACCUACACAAUGUGGAUGAUUACUUUUGGAUGCUGUUACAGAUCUGCCUUAGCUGUGCAAUCCACAUGGUUUCUGCUAGUCCACCAAGUACACAGCCUGAAGUUUGAUAGACAGAGUAUAAGGAGCUUUCAUGAGAUACAGGCUCUGGUGAAAGCGGAUGGUCGAGAACAGAUAAGAGCUAUUUAUGCACCUGCCCCUUCCCAGAGCCUUGGGUUCUGAUUGCCUUGUAAGGAAAUCUCCAGAUAGGAUUUUUGUGCAAAAUGCCCUCUGCAAAGGCAGACUUUGCUUUUGAAAGAUUAAAAGGGGCCUGUACAGGACAACUAAUGUCCGAGCCAUAAAAGCAGGAAUCUCUUUAUGAAGUGUUUUCUACAUGCAGACACCCUCAGUCUUCUUUGUGUGGAGCUAAGUAUGGAUUUGAAUGCACUGUAUUUAAUGUUAGCUGAUGAAAAAUGCAGAAAUGCUGGCACUUG